CUCUCAACGCAACAACUUGCCUUCUCCGAUCCUUUUGCGUUCCGACAAAAUGAAGUUCAUCGCCACCGUCGCCGCUGCUGCCGCUGCCUGCGCUCUCACGGUCUCCGCUGACGUUUCCACUGGUCCCGUGUGGGGCUACUGUGCCAACGACGCCAGUAUGGUGAACACCGACAAGUGGGCCGAUAGCUGGUCUGCCUGCGGUGGCAAGCGUCAGUCGCCCAUUGACAUCGUCACGUCAGCCAAGUCUGGCAAGGGCAGGGCGAACCCGCUCAGCUUCACCGGACGCUGUCCCACGUACAACCUGACUGCGCCCGCCGAGCCUCUGGAGGUCGACGUUGUUGGAGGCAACUGUGCUGUCUCGCUUAACGAUGCCUCGUACAACUUGGCCCAAUUCCACCUGCACGCUCCCUCGGAGCACACUCUGAACGGCAAGCCUCUGGACGGUGAGAUUCACUUCGUGCACGCGUCUGCCGAUGGCAAGGCUCUUCUGGUGGUGGGUAUCUUCCUUGAGGUCGGCCCCAAGUCGGACCCGUGGCUGGGCCCUGUGCUUGACGCUCUUGAGCACGUCAACUCGACUGACGAACGCUCUGCCGCAGUUGUGGUGCAACUGAAAUCGUACUCAACGAUGGUUCGCCAGGCGUGCCGAACAGGAGGCAUCUACAACUACCCUGGCAGUCUUACGACGCCUGGCUGCGGUGAAAAUGCCGACUGGUGGGUCGUACAGAACCCGAUCAAGAUCUCGUCGGUCGACUUCGGCCGUCUUCACCAGGACCUGGUUGAGUACCACAUCACGGACAACGGCAACAACGCUCGCCCGGUUCAGCCUCUAAACAGCCGCCGAGUCACUCGCUACAACUAG
Phytophthora infestans T30-4 is the source of this 859-nucleotide messenger RNA. RefSeq names its product carbonic anhydrase, putative. The transcript has 3 exons. Gene Ontology annotation, molecular function: zinc ion binding; carbonate dehydratase activity. The coding region runs from base 50 to 859 and encodes 269 amino acids. Lineage: Eukaryota; Oomycota; Peronosporomycetes; Peronosporales; Peronosporaceae. The record is from RefSeq and is a predicted model, not a curated record.